GAAGUCACUUGAAGUCAGGUCCUGACUCCUGUCCUGUGCGUAGUGUCUUGGCUUAUGUUAAAUAAAGGAACGUUUCUGGACUUCCGUGUGUCAAACCAUAACAACAAAAUAAUUAGUGUGUGUGCGCGUAACGAUCGCAAUAUACAAUUGUAUUUUAUUUGUACAAAAUAAAGUUAAUGUUAUAAUGGAGGACAAAUUGAUGCUGGAUGAUAUAUCCAGCAGCUUGAGAGAGAGGGUGUUUUUCGCAGCAAGGGAUGGAAUGUCCCUAACUCUAUACGCUUUGUUAUAUGAAAAAAAUACUGACGACAUAGAUGAUCUUCUGAACAGCGAUGUAUGCUGCGAUGGAGUAAAGUGUACUCCAUUGAUAGCAGCUUCUAGACAUGGAAGAGAAGGAGCAGUAAGAAUACUUCUAGAGAAGUUCCGUCCACCGGUUAGAUUGGAGACAGAGGGCACAGUCAAAUUUGACGAGUAUGUUAUAGAAGGUGCCACAGCUCUCUGGUGUGCAGCUGGUGCUGGCCACCUGGGCAUAGUUAAACGUUUAGUUCGAGCUGGAGCUAAUGUGAAUCACGCGACAAAGACACUAAGCACACCCCUACGAGCCGCUUGCUUUGACGGACGACUCGAUAUAGUGAAGUACCUCGUGCGACACGGGGCGGACAUACACAAAGCGAACAAGUAUAAUAACACAUGCCUUAUGAUCGCAGCUUAUAAAGGACACCUGGACGUGGUCCAGUUUCUUUUAGACAGCGGUGCACGUGUAGACGAAAGGGCGUUAUGCGGCGCGACGGCGCUUCACUUUGCGUCCGAGUGCGGGCACGCGGCCGUCGUGUGCGCACUCAUCGACCACAGCGCCAAGAUACUCACCAACGAGAACGGCAUGACCCCGCUGCAGUGCGCGGCGGAGCGCGCGCGCGCGUCGGUGGUGGAGAUCCUGGCGGCGCGGCCCGAGGUCACGCGCACGCAGUCCAUCGAGGCCUACGAGCUGCUGGGUGCCUCCUUCGCCAACGACAAGGAGUACUACUGCUUGAGGAUGGCCUACCAGUACCUACACAGAGCGAUGGCGAUGCGCUACGACACUCGCUACGGCAUACUCCUGAAGAAACCCGCGGAACCUAUUCCUGCCUACGAUAACUGGAGAGAGAGCACCACUCUAGAGGACGUGGAGCGGCUGCUGGGCAACUCGCACGGGCUGCACAUGGAGGGGCUGACGGUGCGCGAGCGCCUGCUGGGCCGCGCGUGCCCCGACCUGCCGCACCCCGUCGUGUUCCGCGGCGCCGUGUUCGCGGACGAGGCGCGCUUCGACCGCUGCCUCGCGCUGUGGAAGCACGCGCUCGCGCUGCGCCACCAGAACCAGGUGUCGGUCGUUAAAGAUUUGCUGAGGUUCGCACAAGUAUUCUCACAGAUGAUUCAUAUCGGAAUCGAACUGCCACUCGAUCAGGUUUGUUACGUGUUGGAAGCUUGCGCGGAGGAACUUAAACGUGGUCUCUUGCGGAUGGACAAGCCGCACAUGAAUCACGACCCGGAUGCUUUGAUUGAGGAAUAUGAGAGCAACGUCCGAACGGCUCUCUACCUGGUCGCAGUGGCUGCGAGACUUCUGGAAAAUUCUGGAAACGAUGAAGAGACUAUCGGCGCGACUCACCGGGCUAUAUUCAGGCUACGAUACUCGUCGCUAAGAUCUGGCCAGACGCUAUUGCAUCUCGCAGUGGACCGACAGACACCAGUCGACGACUUCCAUACGAGCGACGUCUGCCAGUUCCCGUGCGCGCGCAGCACGCGGCUGCUGCUGGCGUGCGGCGCGCGCGUGGACGCGGCCGACGACGCGCGCCGCACGCCGCUGCACGUCGCGCUCAUCUCCUACCAGCUGCUGCCCGACGACCGGUCGCAGUGCCGCGAGGCGGUGUGCGCGUGCGUGUGCGAGCUGCUGGCGCACGGCGCGCACGUGGACGCCGUGGACGCGGCCGGCAUCACGCCGCUCGUCGCCGCCAUCGGGGGUCCGGCGGAGAGCCUGGUGCGCGCGGCGCUGAGCCCGCGCCUGUCGUGCCUGGCGGCGGCGGCGCUGGCGGCGCACGGCGCCACCUACACGCCGGCGCACGUGCCGCGCGUGCUGCACGCCUUCCUCGCCAUGCACGGCGUCAGCCCCAGAUAGGCGCCCGCAGUGGUCCCUUACGCGUGCCGCGUUGUCUAAGCUGCGACGUUGCUGUAGAUUGCCCGAAUUACAGCUAAAUUUACCAAAUUUUUCUUUCGUACCGUUGGUCUAGCUUGAUUCGAAAAUUUGCCGAGUGGUCGAUGAUGUAUUUCCUAGGUCCGCCGCGGUUAAAUUCUUGUUUACCUGCCGUUUAGGACGUUUGCCUGUCGAUUGGAUCCUCUAGUCGUUAGUGAAAAGUAUCCCGUCUCGUUAGACUUCUCAAACGUACCAUGCUUUUCAAACGUAGAUUAGAACAAAAAUUUAAUAUUAGGUCUUUAGCCAAAUGUUUCUUGUAGAUUUCUAAAUUUUAUUAUUUUUCAAAGAUGCCAUACUUUCUAGUUAACGAUAUGAUAUUAUACUAUAGAACCUUCUAGAAUGCUACAGAAACAGGAAGUCGUCACCGGCUUAUUUUUUCGACAAGUAACUGACCAUAACUUCCUCAAGAACUUAUUCUGUGUCACCUCAUUUACUGAUUCUUUAUUAUAUAAAGUCUCUUUGAGUAUGUAUUGACUUGUGUCAUAUUAAUUUUUGUUUUAGAUAUUAUUAUUGGAUAUUUUUUUUAUGAAUUUAUAUUAUUUUAUACGCGAUGAAGUACAUCGUACCGCACAAGUUUUCGAGUUUAUAAAAUAAGGGAACUACUGAUAUUAAAAUUGAAUUUAUUUACUUUCAUUUGACUGACAUGGUGUGUUCUUGAUUUGAUUUUUUUUGAUGUAGUCACAGAUAAUAAAUAUCUAUUAUAGAUAUUAAAAUCGCAUAAAUUUGACUGAGAAAUAGGUUAUAUUUAUUCUUGUGUUCAUAUUUCUUUAAAAAGAUUUACUCAUCCUUACCGAAGUAACAUAAGCAUUCAUAUGUAAUUGACUCAUUUAAAUACAUAAUUCGUAUUUAAUUAACAUUGAAUUAUGCAAGCUUUCUAAAGAAAAAAGAAAACUAUGGACGAUUGAAAUAUUUAAUUCCAAAGUAUGGAACCCUUUAAAUGAUUGGUCGAACACAGGGUCUGUAUGUGUUCCGAUCGAAAAUAAUAUAAACGAAGGCUCAAAUCGAAUAUUUAUUAUAUUUAGACGCUAAAUAGAGGCGAAUGAAAUGUGAUAAUUAUAUAAGUAGCGUUAGGUUAAGGGUAGAACAGUUAGGCGCCUUUGUAACUGUGACGUGAUAAAAAUAUGAAAAGGUUUAUUUUCUAUGUCAGAUCACGUGUUGACAACCUUUGGUGUAUUUUUUUUGUCUUUGAGGUAAGAAUCGCGCUUUGCAGAUUUUUAUCGUCUUGUUCAGUUUAAAAAUAUCACUUUUAUAAUCUGUUUAAAGCGAUAUUGAUGGUACUUUUGCCAGUUAUAGAAAAUACAUUGAAUAAAGCCGUCCUUCUCUCGCUAAUAUUGUUAGAAAGGGAUGGGUGUAUAAACACGAAUCAAUGCAGAUUAAUGUUAUUUAAAAUUUAUAUAUUUAAGUUAUCUAUAAGAAAAUUUUUAUUUAUGCUUUGGUUACGGAUUUGAUCGUUUCUUAUGACAAAUUGGAAUAAGCUAUUAAAAUAUUAACCUUACUUUAAACCUUGAUAGCGGGUGCUUAGUUAAACUGAUUAUUUUUUCUCUCUUUCUCACACAAUUGAUUUGACAUACGGAAGAAGAAGAUAGCAAUGUUUAACUAAUCACCAGCUAAACGUUUACACUUAAAGCCGUAAUAUAUGUUUUUUCAUUUAAAUUGACCACAGACAAUAGUAAAAUAUUCAAUUGACAAAUAUAUUUUUAUUAUAUAAAUGAUAUUUUUAUAAAAAAAAUCGUUUAUUUAAAUAAAUGAACUCGUUUUGAUUUGUAUAAAAAGUUACUCUUUUGUAAAUCGUUGUUUGGAUUUAAGUAGUUAGAUUAAAAAUAUUAUAUUAAUUUAAUUAAUAAUAUAUUUUAAUUUUUGUUUUAUAAUUAAUAUGUUAAAGGUCGGACUAGUCAUUAUUUUACUGAUAUUAAUAUUUUAAAUAACUAUUUAGUAUGAAUAAGAUCAAACUUUUCGCACUCUUCGAUAUUGACAAACUGUUUUUACUUGUCCGUUAGCGCAAAUGGAUCUGGACUUAGACAUGUUUCGACAUGGUUCAUUUAUGUGAUCGUACUCGACCGUAACAAUUAAAUAUAAUAAUAGUUGAACCAAAAAUGAAUAUUAUAUUUCACCGUUAAAUUAUAAAUACCGUUAGAUUAUAAUCUAUCUCGCGAGAUUGUCAACUGUCGAAUGAUUGAACCGUAACAUAGUCAACGGUAGAUUAUAUCUACUGAAGCUAAUUAAUGUUCAAUUAUAAAUACUAAACGAAAUAUCAUAAACUAUCGAAUUUUUGACGUUUUAUUUUGAGCUCACAAUAUUUAGGCAGUUUACAAUCUCGCGAGAUAGAUUACAAUCUAACGGUAUUUACAAUUCAACGGUGAUAUAUAUAUAUUUUAAUUUGUUUCUGAAAGUUAAUACAAAUUAAAUUGUAAUGGGUACAAUAUAAAGUGAUUCUGAAGCCAAUGUCAAACUAUUAACUAACUAACUAUAAUAAUUCAGAUCAUCUGAACAUGAUUAAUAUUUAAAUGAUUUGGGAACUUUUCUUUUAUAGAGUCGGUUGAUAAUUGAUUUGCACUGAUGAGUUUAGAAUAGGGAUACAGAAUGAAGUAAAAGUUCUCACCCCUCUCCAACUUAACGGGGAUCGGAGUGAUAUCAAUAUUAUAGACAGAAUGUUGGUAGAUGGUACCCAGAUGUACCAAACAUUAUAUACGUAUAAAAUUCAUAACUACAUAAUAUUUGUCUUUUUUUUUGAAUUAACUAUUUAUAUGUAUAAUUUAAUUUAAAAAAAGUUGCUUAAAUAUAUAGCGUUGUCAGUUUUCUUCAGAAUGUAUUGUCGCAAUUAUUUACAAAAGGAAAGCGAUGGUCGUUUCAUAACCGUCUGAUACGCCAUGGCCGGAACGGAGACUAUUAAUAUUUGUACGGUAUAUAAUUGUUAAAAUAAAAUCCAUUAAAUUAAUUUGAAUAUCAACACUUUUUUCAAAAUUUUGACAGAAUUGGUUAGUAAAUAUGUGAGUGGUACUAUCUACCAUCUACCACCGGUAAUGACGGAUAACGGAUACCACAGACAAAAUAAACGAGUAUCUCUAGCAAUCGAUACCUCUACUGGUUACGAAGCGAGCGAUUAUUCUAUUAUAGAGUUGUCUCGUAGUUCAUAUCAUUAGAAAUUAUAAUCAUACAUAGUUGCCUUAGAUGUUUUUAUCUCUAUUCGAAUUCAAAAUAGUUCAUCAAACAGCUUUAACGUCAUAUGUAAGUCAAGUAACCUAGCGUUUUAAAUAGACGCGGGAUGUUCUGGUAUGAAAAAUAGUCGCUAUUAAUAUAUGUGACACGUGACCGUGUUUAUAUUUAAAUGGAUUCCACGGCAAUUAGUAGGAUAGUGGGCAGUAUGUAAACAUUCCUUCGACUUUGCAACGUGUUGCUGGACGUAGAUACGGUAAGCACUAGGAACAAUGGAAGGAAUAGUUUUUUAAUUGUUAUAGGCGAAGAUGACAAUAACAAAAAUUGAUUGUUGAGGGUUUUCUUGUUCACAAUAUCUACACAAUUUUUUUUUAAAAUAUUCCAGCUUAGUUAACGGUCUUUUGUUCAUGUGUGAAAUAAAAAAAAAUGGCAAUACAUUUAGUACGGUCACAAUACAAUUUGAAUCUUAUAGCUGGUCUGUUGUGCCAAGUUUACAAAUUAUUACGCCAAUGUCGAACGAAAAAGAUUACAUUUCAAUACCGUUCGGUCUUUCAUUCUUGAUUGCUCUUUUGAUUGAAUUAUAUCCUUUUGACAAGUGACGAUCGGACAAUUGAAUUUUUAAUUUGAAAUUCGAAGAUCAAGACGAUUUGUAAUGUUUCGGAACGAAUGGUAAUUAUACGCUUGUUUCGAAUGAUUAAUUAGUAAUUAUAAUUGUGAUACAAUGUCAUAUCACAAAGAUUUUUAAUUAGGGAUUUUGUAGAUUUGGUUUUUUGAAGGGCUUUUUGUCCAUUAUUGAAGGAAUUAUCGGAUGCUUAGUUUCCUUCAUAUAUUUCUUUAUGUUUUUAUGAUGUUGUAAAAUAGUUAUAUUCAUUUAAAUUUACAAUAAUGAUAGUUUCUUGCGAUUCAAAGAAACUGUAAUUAACAUUAAUACAAAAAAAGAUUACAAUUCACCUCAAUUAAAAUAACACAGACGUAAAAAUAUAUAUACAAAUAAAAUAAAAAAACCAUAGAAUCGUCACUUCCGAACGUUUAAUAUUAAGACAAGUUGCAAUUAAAUUCGGCAUUGAAAUUUUAAUCUCUCGUCGCUCCCUACAGAGUUUUACUUUAAAAUCCAUUACGUAGAUAAUAAAUUUUAAAAGUUUUUCUAUAAAACCGUAAAGCUAUUUUUAUAAGUUUUUGUGAAUCUUAAUUUUUGAUUGAAAGUAAUUCUUGUACGUAUAUCACUUGUAAGUGUUACCAGCAAUAAAUAUUCAUUAUCAAAAAUGAAUUCUUAUAAAUAGUUAUAGUAUAUUUUUUAUAAAUGCUACUUACUGUUACGUUUAUCAUAUGACUGAACAAUAAAAAAAUUACCCAUUUUUAUGUAUAAAAUACGCCUAUGAAAAACUAACUAUGCAAAAUAUUUUGAAUAGUUAUUAUUUUUUAUCUAUCAUCAAGAUCAAUGAGGCUAAUUACACUGGUAUAAUGAGAUUGAAUAAGAUUUUAUAUAAUACGCACAAAUUAUACGACGAUUUUGAUCUAAGUGAUAUAAUAUUAAGUACUUUUCUUUUUUUUUUUUCUUGUAUAUCAUUCAAAUUUGCAUAAUUGAUAAUUGUUAUAAAAUAGUGAUUUCGAAAUGUUAACUUGGCAAUUAUAAUACCGGUUUAAAUAAUAUUAUAUUAUGCUACUAAGUAAUUGUGAGUAGAGUCGUUUCGAUAAACUAUUGUUCACUCAAUGGUCGAAAUUCGAUAAUUAUUAUAUAAUGAAACCUUGGAACUAAUAUGUUAUGCCCCUUGUGGCUUAUAUUACACCGGCUCACCCAGCCUUCAAAAUAUUGUUGUGUUCCGGGCACAACAAUCUUGACUUACUCAGUCGGGCUUACAUAAAGCACCAAGUGCAUACAUAAUUUUUUUUAUUCUAAUUUCCAUUUUUUUCAUUGGUAUCACUAAAGGCAAAUGUUUAAACAAAAAAAAAAAAAGAAAAUCGCUUUACUAACAGGAUAAAAGGGUGAACUGUUUGUCUAGUUUUAUAAAUACUAGUUCGAAUUAUAAAAGCUAUUAUCGAAAAUGAAAUAAUAAAAAAAAUAUUUUAAUCAAAGUUCUAUUUUCUUACAUUCGGUUCUCAUUCACUUGUUCUAUGAGAAAAUAGUAAGUGAAUCAUAGCUAUGUAGAUUUACUCGCAGUCAGGGAAAUGAAAUCUUGCUUUUCCCAUAAUCUUCUACAGCGGAAAUAGGAGUAUUACAUGCAAUGUACAUUCAAUGGCUAAAGUGCUUGAUAAAAACACUUUUUUCUAAACAUUUGAAAAAAAAUUGAUUAAAUUUUUUUUGUUUAACUCUGAUGAAUUAAUAUCAAUGUCCUCUACUAUAAUUAAUUUAGUAAAAAACAAUUUAGUUUUAAAAAAAAAAUAUUUUAUUAUUGACUUGAAUCAUGAUAGUCUUACUUAUGUUGUAAACAAUCCUGAAAAUAAAAUUGACAUGAAUAAAAAGUAUUGCAACAUUUUACGCAUGUCAUAAUUCAAAAUAAUGUAAAUUUUUUUGGUCUUUUUAAAUUUCAGUUUAAAGAGUGUGUAUAACAAAUUCAACACUAUUCAAUUUUUGUUUUUGACAUAUGUUUACAGAAUAAGUAUAAGUAUUGUACUUUUCAACGCGACCGUACUCAUCGUAAAAGCAUAUUUAGCCUCAAGUAUUGCUAAUUAACUGCACGAAGCUGACGUUAAUACGUUUAUAAUAGUAAUAAAUAAACAUCAAGAUUGAAUCUCAUCAAAUUAUCGAUAAUAUAGAUUGUUAUAAUAAUAAUAAUAAUCUAAUAAUUACGCACUUGUUAGCAAUAAUACACAAUAAUAUAAUAUAAAUGAUUCGUCAUAUCUGUCGUAUAUUCUUAAUAUAUAGCCUUAUAAUGCUAUGUUAACACUUUUGCUAACGAUUGUACUUUUUUUAAUUUAAACGCUGUCUGACGCGCCAAAGUAUAUUAAAAUACAAAAAAAAUAAGCUUAGGUUAAGAUUACUCACUAAUUAGACUUGUAGAAAGAAAUAUGUAUAUAUUAUAGUCGAUACGAAUGAUGGUGGAAAGUUUAAAUGUAAAUGC
Vanessa atalanta (red admiral) is the source of this 8433-nucleotide messenger RNA. RefSeq names its product protein fem-1 homolog B (gene Fem-1). The transcript has 14 exons. The coding region runs from base 185 to 2146 and encodes 653 amino acids. Lineage: Eukaryota; Metazoa; Arthropoda; Insecta; Lepidoptera; Nymphalidae. Gene Ontology annotation, cellular component: cytoplasm. Gene Ontology annotation, molecular function: protein binding. The record is from RefSeq and is a predicted model, not a curated record.